Messenger RNA from Carassius carassius (crucian carp), 1182 nucleotides. Its product is annotated as sodium channel subunit beta-1-like. The record is from RefSeq and is a predicted model, not a curated record. Lineage: Eukaryota; Metazoa; Chordata; Actinopteri; Cypriniformes; Cyprinidae. The transcript has 6 exons. Bases 405 to 1082 code for a protein of 225 amino acids. Gene Ontology annotation, biological process: sodium ion transport; regulation of heart rate by cardiac conduction; cardiac muscle cell action potential involved in contraction. Gene Ontology annotation, molecular function: sodium channel regulator activity. Gene Ontology annotation, cellular component: voltage-gated sodium channel complex.
CCGCUGGUUCGGUUACGCGCGCGGCCCGGGGUUUUUACCGCAAUGCAUCAGUCCGAGCGUCACCGGAGCUCCAGAACUCACCGAGCGGCGUUAAACCCCGUCAGAUCCCAGCUUACCGAUCACCCGCGUCCGUCUGAGGAGGAUCUUAUCACGGAGGCAAGUGACGGUCUGCAUGAGGCGCUGUGUGUGAAUAUAAAUACAUUAACGGAUGCGCGCGCGGAGCAGUGUUUAUCAGGUGGUGAUUAACGUCAGGUGUGUGGCUCAUAUAAACUGUGAUCUCAGGUCUCUGAGGGGGGCCUUCACUAAACCUCUGUACAGCAGCAGGCCGCGGAUUCUGGACAUGAAGCUCCAGCACUAGUGUGUGUGUGUGUGUGUGUGUGUGUGUGUGUGUGUGUGUGGUGGUGAUGAUGAUGAUGAUGAUGAUGAUGAGGCGUCUGCUGCUCCUGUGUGUGUUCUGCACACUCUCCGUGUCUCUGUGCAGCGGAGCCUGUGCCGAGGUGGAUUCAGACACCGAAGCUGUGGCAGGAAAGAGCUUCAAGCUGGGAUGCAUCUCCUGUAAGAUGCGUGGAGAGGUGAAGGCCUCGGCCACCGUCGACUGGCAGUUCAGAGCCAGAGGAGAAGCAGACUUCGUGCUCAUCUACAGCUACGACGGCGAGGCGUCCAGCAUCAUCGACGAGCGCUUUCAGGGCCGCAUGGAGUGGCACGGCAGCAGGAACACCUUCGACAUUCAGGACGCGUCAGUAGACCUCCUCAACGUCACCUUCAACGACUCCGGCGUCUACCGCUGCGUCUUCAACCGAGUGCUCAGCUACGAAUACUACGAGUUCUCCACCACCGCCACCAAACUGGUGCAGCUCUCCGUCGUGGCCAAAGCGACGCGGGGCACAGCGUCCAUCGUGUCAGAGGUCAUGAUGUACGUGACCAUCAUCGGCCUGCAGCUCUGGCUCCUGGUGGAGAUGAUCUACUGCUACAGGAAGAUCUCAGCAGCUGGAGAAGAAGCACUCAGAGCCAGCGCAGCGGAGUAUUUAGCGAUUGCGUCUGAGGGUAAGGACAACUGCGCCGGUGUGCAGCUAGCAGAAUAGCACAGGUUCUUCCAGACGCUCUUCCUCCUGAGCUGCUCUCCCUGUCUCCUCUUCCUCUGUGUUUCUGACUCUUCUGAUCUUCACCUGGACGCUCUCGAUC